Molecule: messenger RNA, 888 nt
Organism: Symbiodinium sp. CCMP2592
Lineage: Eukaryota; Dinophyceae; Suessiales; Symbiodiniaceae
Source: the annotation of a GenBank genome assembly
AUGGCGCCGGCCCAGAGCAAGGGUGGCAAAGGUCCGCAGAACAGCAAGAUGGCCAAGGCCAUGGCUGCAAAGAGCAAGGCCGCCAAGGCUAAGGUUAAGCACGAAAAGCAGGCGACCCCCAAGAGGAAAGCCAAGGCUGCCAAGGUGGAGCUCGGUGAUGCGGGCGAGGAAGACGAUGAUUCAACGGCACCUAGCGGCUUGGGGUAUGCUCGGGGCACAAUUUCAGCUGCUUUGACCGGCUUCGCUAUCAGCUCAAAGCCAAAAAAACUACGGAUGAAGAGAAAAAAAACGCCCAAAAAGUACUCGAAGACCGCCUGCAUCUUGCACUUCCGGUACUUCCGUGAGUACAAGGCGGGAGACAUUGCCACCAAGAGAGAGAUUGAGCAAGGUCUCACAGAGGGCAUCGAUGAAAGCGGCUUGGAGGAAGAUAUGAAGAAGGAUCUGCUGGAAGAGCUGAUGUCCGUGCUCAGCAAGUACUUCUACGUGCACUCGAAAGGCCAGGUGGCCCGCCAGGCCACUGAGACGGAGGAGUCCCUGGGAAGCCAUUGUUCCGGCAUGAAAAACUUGCAGUUGAAGGACAAGAGGAUCCGGCUUUUGCAGCCGAGCCAGAGCCAUACUCUGGCAAAAGAUCUUUUGAAGAAGAUCGUGGCCGAGAAGAGAAAGCUGACCCAAAACAACGAGCAGCUGAAGUCUUUGAAGACCAAGAUUUCCACGAAGUACAGCGGGGACAAAACAUGGGAUAAUCACAAGGCCGAGAGUGUGCCGGCGGAUGUUACUUCCAAUUGCACCGAGCUUGUGGCCACCUUUCACACUGUCGUCGACCAGGCUGCCAACCACGACAAAGGCAGCAAGGCCUUGCUCAAGAAAGUCAAUGGCCUGAUGGAGUGA